AGUGAAUUUCCGGGGGAAGAGAAUCAGUGUGAGACCGUCUCUAAGUAGCAGGGAGAAGGGAGACCUGGCUGUGACUACUAAUAUGUUGCAGUGAAAUUAAAAUAACUCGAGGAUUCGUUUCGAGCUUCUAUUUACCAAGUCUGGUCCUGUAACCAAUUGGAGGAAUACAUCAGCAAAGGACACACAUACCAGAUCUCCAGCAUCCAAAGUUCUUUGUUUUGCGAAGCAGGGAGGGUGAUCAGGCAGUGAUUUUCAGAGAUUUCACUAGAGAUGCUACAGUCAGUUUGAAGGAGCCUGAGGCAGCUGACAAUACAAAAGGAUGAGCCUUUACUCCUGCUUUUUAUGCUUCUAGGAAAAAGAAUUUUCAUUUAAUUGAUUUUCACUGAACCCAGAAAUCGUAACGGGCACAUGUCCAAAACAAAUCUGUAGUUAACCCAACACACUGCAGUUUUGACUGCAUUAUUUAAAUUCACAAAUCUCCUGGGCUUUCCCCGUACAAAUUUCCAUUUGAUCAGAAGUGGAGACAAAGUGAAAAUGAUGAAGUACUGGGGUGAGAUUCCCGUAUCCUCUGCUCAGCCCAGUCGGAGUUCUUUUGACCUGCUACAGCGGGAGUUCCGGACGGUGGAAAUUCAAGACCCUCCAUUGCACCAGCCCUCGGCUGAUCGUCCCCGACCUACAACCAUGUUAGACGUGCCAUCCGAGCCCUGUGGCCUAACUGUCCACACCAUUCAGCUUCUACAGUAUAACCGACGGCUGCGGAGUCUCAUCGCUGCAGCACAGGCACAGGGCCAGCCACAGGUGGAGGGCAUGAAGGCAGAAGAAGCUGAGACCCUGCCACCUGCACCCGACUCACCGCCCAUCCCGGAUGAGCUACUGCCUCUGGAUAGCAAAAGCCCAAAGCUGCCUUUCCAGUUGAGGCACAGUGACCCAGAGAGUGACUUCUACAGAGGAAAAGGUGAACCUGUGACAGAACUCAGUUGGACGUCUUGUCGGCAGCUGCUUUACCAGUCAGUUGCCACCAUCCUGGCUCACGCGGGCUUUGAAUCUGCCUACGAGGGUGUUCUGGAAACACUGACAGACAUUGCCAAUGAUUACUACUUCAAAUUUGCAAGGCUUCUGCGUUUUGCCACGGAUCGAGAAGCACGGGUCGGGCAGACUCCAUUCCAGGAUGUGAUGGAGCAGGUCUUCCACGAGAUGGGAAUUGGCAGCGUGCUCUCCUUGCAGAGGUUCUGGCAACAUCGUAUUAAGGACUAUCAUAGCUACACUCUCCAGGUGAGCAAGCAACUGGCUGAAGAGUAUGAGAAACUGGUUAGUCCUGAGAAGAUCUCAACUGAGGACACUAAACCAUUGAAAAUAAAGGAUGAGCCUAUAAGUGACAUUGCUUUCCCAGUCAAUGAAGAGAAUGAGUCUGAUCUGUCUGCAGGCGAACAGGCCCUCCAACUUGGGGUCCUGGCACAGGCUCAUGAACGUUUUGCUGCUGCCCUGGAGGUUGAUGCAUCCCCUCAGACAUCAGGCCCUGAGGUAAGCAGCUCUCCGUUGUGGAACCUUACUCAAGUUAAAAUGGAGCCUCAGGAGAAUGAAGAAGGCAAUGGACCUCAUGGUGUUUUGGGCAAUGAUGUUUUCGAAGAGCCAAUGUCUGCCAUGAGUGACUCUGGUAUCCCGCAAACCCCUAACACUGCUGGAUCUGAUGGCAGCUAUAUAUCCCACUCACCUGACAGCCUGAUAGCCUCUUCUCCUGUUUUCAACCAGCGACCAAAGAAAAAGAUGAGAAAAAUGUGAAUAUUCAUUGGGCAUGCAAAAGCCUCCUUUAUUUUCUUUUCUCCUUUAUCUUUCAGAUGCUUAUUUGAAAUAGUUCUUUUCCAUAAUAAAUAAUGCUAAACUUAAA
Molecule: messenger RNA, 1885 nt
Organism: Rhincodon typus (whale shark)
Lineage: Eukaryota; Metazoa; Chordata; Chondrichthyes; Orectolobiformes; Rhincodontidae
Gene: supt7l
Product: SPT7 like, STAGA complex subunit gamma
Exons: 6
Coding region: 535-1779 (414 amino acids)
Cellular component (GO): SAGA complex
Molecular function (GO): transcription coactivator activity; protein heterodimerization activity
Source: RefSeq, a predicted model, not a curated record